ACUCGCUGGCUGGCUGCAGGUGCGUUCGAAGCGCUGGAGGGGCCCCGGCUGGCUGGAAGUGGCUGCUCAUCUGGUUUCCAAUGUCAGGAACACCCAGCAAGACUUCAAAUGGCAAUCAUGGCAAAGGCAAUCUUGGGCCCUUGAGAACGUUCUAAGGCGAGAACGCUGCUUGGAACUGUGUCUGGAGACAGAGUAAAAGGAGAAAUCGUAAAUCCAACUUACCUCGGCGAAAAUGGCUUUAGGCAAUCUUACAUCAACGGCUGUGUCACUUUACGAUGAAUGGAUUAAAAGUGCUGAUCCGCGAGUUGAAGGUUACCCGCUCAUGGCUUCACCUUUUCCACAGACUUUUAUUAUUGCAGCCUAUAUAUAUUUUGUCACUAAUUUGGGACCAAAGCUCAUGGAGAACAGGAAGCCUUUUGAACUAAGAGAACUAAUGGUUGCCUACAACUUUGGUGUAGUGGCUCUUUCACUUUAUAUGACUUACGAAUUUCUCAUGUCUGGCUGGGCCACAGGUUAUUCAUAUGGUUGUGACCUUGUUGAUUACUCUUCAUCACCUAUGGCUUUAAGGAUGCUUCGAGUCUGCUGGCUAUAUUACUUCUCCAAAUUCAUCGAAUUGCUGGACACAGUCUUCUUUGUCCUGCGAAAGAAAAAUGGCCAAGUUACAUUCCUACAUGUCUUCCAUCACUCAAUCAUGCCUUGGACCUGGUGGUUUGGAGUCAAAUUUGCUGCAGGUGGCUUAGGAACAUUCCAUGGUAUGAUAAAUGCCAUUGUGCAUGUAAUUAUGUAUACUUACUAUGCCCUCAGUUCCUUGGGGCCAUCGUUUCAUAAGUACUUAUGGUGGAAAAAGCAUAUGACAUCUAUACAACUUAUCCAGUUCAUUAUGGUUACCUCCCAUAUAGGACACAUCUACUUAAUGGACAACUGCCAAUAUCAGUACCCCAUCUUUAUGUUCAUUAUUGGGCUAUAUGGACUGGUAUUUUUAAUCCUGUUUCUACACUUCUGGUACCAUGCCUACACUAAAGGCAAGAGACCGCCCAAGUCUCUUAAAAAUGGUGUUAGCAAAAACAAAGCUGAAUGAAGCACACUGCUACAACAAACCUGAGUUUUUCUGACUUGUACUACUUGACAAUCAAGAUGCUUAGGUGCUCAGCACCCUGUAUGUUUUGUACAUGUUUUUCCUAAACAACAACAAAAGCCUUGUAUUUUUACUAUAAAUUAUUUGGGUUGUAAUGGUGAUGUGGGAGGGAAGGUAAAGCCUACUGAUUGGAAAACACUGGCCUGUCAUUUUUAGCAGCUUUGCACAUAUGAGAAAUAUUUCCUAUGGAUCAAAGAAAUGAGUACUUAAUGGCCGUUUCUUGGAAAGACGUGCCUAUGUAUUCAUUGUAGAAAUGAAGUGUAUCUGACAAGUAUUUGGCAGUACUUUGAACACUGACAAGAUACAAAAUAGGUUAGGUUGUGGGCUGUUUUUAAUUGACAUGGAGUAAAAUGUAAUGAAAACUUAAUGGACCAUAAAGGUCACUGUCAGUACAUUGCCUGUGAACAUUAAUGUAUUUUGUACAAACUGUACCAUAUUAAAGUCCAUGAUUCUUAA
This is a messenger RNA of Sphaerodactylus townsendi, 1591 nucleotides long. RefSeq names its product ELOVL fatty acid elongase 7 (gene ELOVL7). Gene Ontology annotation, molecular function: fatty acid elongase activity. The record is from RefSeq and is a predicted model, not a curated record. Bases 233 to 1078 code for a protein of 281 amino acids. The transcript is spliced from 9 exons. Lineage: Eukaryota; Metazoa; Chordata; Lepidosauria; Squamata; Sphaerodactylidae. Gene Ontology annotation, cellular component: endoplasmic reticulum membrane; endoplasmic reticulum. Gene Ontology annotation, biological process: fatty acid elongation, polyunsaturated fatty acid; fatty acid elongation, monounsaturated fatty acid; sphingolipid biosynthetic process.